Mizuhopecten yessoensis (Yesso scallop) is the source of this 499-nucleotide messenger RNA. Its product is annotated as asialoglycoprotein receptor 1-like. The record is from RefSeq and is a predicted model, not a curated record. The transcript has 4 exons. The annotation marks the transcript as partial. NCBI's taxonomy places the organism in Eukaryota, Metazoa, Mollusca, Bivalvia, Pectinida, Pectinidae.
GAUUGGUAGUCGGUGAUUGUCCAAGUGGAUGGAUUGAUCAUCGUGACUCCUGUUACUUUUUCAGUAACCAUAAUAGAAACUGGUACGACGCAGGGUUCACGUGCGAGGCCAUUCACAGCAGGAGAGUGACCAUAGACUCGAACGACGAAAAUGACUUUUUGGCGGGAACUUUUACACACUUCAGAGGAUUGGUAGUCGGUGAUUGUCCAAGUGGUUGGAUUGGUCAUCGUGACUCCUGUUACUUUUUCAGUAACCAUAAUAGAAACUGGUACGACGCAGGGGGGCGUUUCGUUCGGAUUCGUUUUGGACUGAAGGAACGUCAGAGGGGUCGUCCGAUGGUAGCUAUAAAUGGGCCACAUCACAGGACCCGGUCACCUACAACAAUUGGAGUAAAAAAUGAACCUAACGCCACUAUCGGCGACUGCUUCAUAUUGAGACUUGAUCGGACCUGGCAGUCAAGAGACUGUCACUCUGAUAAAGGAUUCGUCUGCGAAAGCAG